This is a messenger RNA of Tripterygium wilfordii, 1435 nucleotides long. RefSeq names its product probable tocopherol O-methyltransferase, chloroplastic. Gene Ontology annotation, biological process: methylation. NCBI's taxonomy places the organism in Eukaryota, Viridiplantae, Streptophyta, Magnoliopsida, Celastrales, Celastraceae. The transcript has 6 exons. Gene Ontology annotation, molecular function: S-adenosylmethionine-dependent methyltransferase activity. The record is from RefSeq and is a predicted model, not a curated record. The coding region runs from base 82 to 1122 and encodes 346 amino acids.
CCACUAUCAUUUGUUCCUUCAGUUCAUUGCAUUGGGCAGUACCCUCCAAUCUUGGGAAGACGAAAAGAUUAUAUAAAAAAGAUGUUGUCUUCUUCAUAUAAUCAUCGCGCCUUGCGCAUUAUUCCGUCUCCUCUGCUCGGAAAGUGCCAUACAGGACCGACUCCUUCUCUUCCUUCUUCUCUCCGGCUUCUCGCGUCCCCUGCUACACCUACACUGAGGACCAAGGCGAUGACGACCAAGGCGGCGUUGACCACUGUUGAGCUUCGGAAAGGAAUAGCAGAGUUCUACGACGAGUCAUCCGGGUUGUGGGAGAAUAUAUGGGGUGACCACAUGCACCAUGGAUUCUAUGACCCUAAUGCUGAGGCCUCCAUCUCUGACCACCGUACGGCCCAGCUCCGCAUGAUUGAGGAGGCGCUCCGUUUCGCCGGUGUCAGUGAGGACGCUGAAAAAAAGCCUAAGAGUGUAGUUGAUGUUGGUUGUGGGAUUGGAGGAAGCUCUCGAUACCUGGCUAAGAAAUAUGGGGCGAAAUGCCAAGGUAUUACCCUCAGUCCUGUUCAGGCACAAAGGGCCAAUGCUCUUGCUGCUGCUCAAGGUUUAUCUGGCGAGGUUUCCUUUGAAGUUGCAGAUGCUUUGGAGCAACCUUUUCCAGAUGGACAAUUUGAUCUUGUUUGGUCCAUGGAGAGUGGAGAACACAUGCCUGACAAAAGGAAGUUUGUUCAAGAGUUGGCUCGAGUUGCAGCCCCGGGAGGAACUAUAAUAAUUGUAACUUGGUGCCAUAGGGAUCUUGCCCCUUCUGAACAGUCCUUGGAGCCAUGGGAGAAAGAGCUCUUGCGCAAGAUAUGUAAUGCUUUUUAUCUUCCUGACUGGUGUUCCACAGCUAAUUAUGUUGAAUUACUUCAGUCCAGUUCACUUCAGGAUAUUAAAACAGCAGAUUGGUCUCAGUAUGUUGCCCCAUUUUGGCCAGCAGUUAUACGCUCCGCUCUGACCUGGAAAGGCUUCACAUCGCUGCUGCGUGCUGGUUUCAAGACAAUAAAAGGAGCAUUGGCAAUGCCUUUAAUGAUUGAAGGAUACAAGAAGGGUUUAAUCAAGUUUGCCAUCCUUACAUGCAGAAAACCAGAAUAAAUCAACAGAGGGAGCAGGCUUUGGCGUUUGCUACCCAGUGUUAUUCCACUUUUUGUUAUUUCAUAUGUUCUAAAAUCAGAUCUCUCCUUCCAGGUUCCCAGUUGAAGCAGCUUAUUAGUCCUGUACUGGUAGAUUUUUCAAUAAUGGUGUUAAUGUAGGUAAAUUUUAUCUGCAUGAGAGUAGAUUUUGAGGCACAAGUUCUUGCCUUUUAAUCUAUCGUCUGAGAUUUUGAAUAUACUACUACUAUCCAUUGUACGUUUUUUCAAUUACUGGAUUAAUUAAUAAUCAGCACAGACUGCACAGUUGUUUGAAA